GGAGGGGAAUGGCCGCGCAUGCGCAGUGGCGACGCUCAGCGGCCGCGGCGAUGGCUGCGCAGUGACGGUUGGACCUAACGGUUGCUAUUGACAUUGGGGCCGGGCGGGAGCGCGCGCGCGCGUGCGGCGGGAAGUGCUAGAGAGGGGGGGGGGGCGGUAGGAGAGCCCUCGAGAGCGCGCCUCCGCCGCCGGUUCCGCGGUCAUGAGGCCGCGCUGAAAGUCGGGUGGGAGGCCCCGCGUCCUCCCCUUCCUUCCUGCCUUCCUUCCCUUUCCCGCCGGGCCCUCCACCAGAGCCGGGCCUGCCGCGCAUGUAGGCCUCCCGUCGGCCUGAGGCCUGCAAGGCCGCGAUGGAGUAGCAGCUUGGGCCUCCCUCGGCCGCUCGGAGCAGAAGCGGGCAGGCCGGGGGCCGGAGCAGGCGCAGGCCCUGGCGGUGAGGGCGCCUGGACGCGGGGGGGCCCGGGCCGCCGCCGCCUCCUCCUCGGCCGCCUCCGCCUGGCCUGCCCUGCGCGCCGCGCUUUCGCCUCAGCCCAGCGCCGCCGGCCUCAGCGUCUGCGAUGAACCCGGUGAAUGCCACGGCCCUGUACAUCUCCGCCAGUCGCCUGGUGCUCAGCUACGGCCCCGGAGAGGACCCGCAGUGCCUGGCCGAGAUCGGCAAGCUCCUGCCCUACUUCCGGCAGUCGCUCUCCUGCUGCGUGUGCGGAAAUCUUCUACAAGAUCCAAUUGCACCUACCAACUCUACUUGUCAGCAUUAUGUCUGCAAGAAUUGUAAAGGCAAGAAGAUGAUGAUGAAGCCUUCAUGUAGUUGGUGCAAGGACUAUGAACAAUUUGAAGAAAAUAAACAGUUAAGCAUUCUAGUGAAUUGCUAUAAAAAACUUUGUGAGUAUAUAACACAAACACCAUUAGCCCGGGAUAUUAAGCAAGCUGUUGACACAUCUCCGGAUCUUUUGACUUUGCUUAAAGAUGGCUCCCCACUUGAUGAGGAUGCAGAAAAAACAUCUGAUGAACCUUCAGCAUUGUGUUUAACACGUUCCCCAUCUCCUCCAGCCUCAGAGCCUGAACCGCCAGCAAGUAGCUCUUCUGUAACUGAAAGCACACAAGACUCUGAUGUGAAAGACUCUGCUGUUAAUGGAUUGCCCAAUUGUAAUGGGCUAUCAGCAGAGAAAGUUGAAGCAAAUAUUCCUUCUCUUGAACAUUCAAAUACAGUCAGUGUGUGUAGUUCUGAACAGUACAUGAAAACUGAUGAUAUUUCUAGCAACCUUGAACCUGUCUGUGACAUAGUUUCUUCUAGUGACUUGUGUACAACAAGAAUUCACAGUUCGAGUGAAGAUGUCAAGUCUAGUGAUCCUCUUUUACUUAGUGUUGAAGAAGUGCUACAGAGCUUGGACUCUACCCCAACAGUCUGCAGUCCUUCUUUGCAGCACAAUGUGGAAACCAAUUUAUCCAAUGGUCCUGUUUUGCAGGCUCCUCCCCCACCUCCAAAUCAUAACUUGCUCAUGUCAAUGGGUUCUUCACCUCAUGGGAUUUCAUGUACAGCUGCAACACCUAAGGUAGUAAAAUUAAAUAGAAAACGAUCACGAUCAGAAAGUGACAGUGAAAGGGUUCAGCCCCUUCCUAUUUCCAGCAUCCUGUGUGGCCCAACAUUGGGCGCCUCAGCUCCUGUAAUGGUGAAACCAGAGGCAAAGAUGUCUUUGCAGCCUAUAGCAACUGUACCCAAUGGAGGCACUACACCUAAAAACAGCAAAACCGUGUUGUUAUCAAAUAAAAGCAUGAAAAAGAACCUAGAUCAUCCCACCAAGAAAUCUCAUUCUAAAUCCAAAUCAGGAAUGCUGAAAACAAAGUCAAAAGAAAAAAAUCCUAGUAGCCACGUUACUCCAGGAAGUCCAACAAAAACUGUGUAUAAAAAGACACAAGAAAAGAAAGGGUGUAAAUGUGGCCGAGCCACCCAAAAUCCAAGUGUUCUUACAUGUCGUGGCCAACGCUGCCCUUGCUACUCAAACCGAAAGGCCUGCUUAGACUGCAUAUGCCGUGGCUGCCAAAAUUCAUAUAUGGCUAAUGGGGAAAAGAAACUGGAGGCAUUUGCUGUGCCAGAAAAGGCCUUGGAACAGACGAGGCUUACUCUGGGCAUUAAUGUGACAAGCAUUGCUGUUCGCAAUGCCAGCACAAGUACCAGUGUAAUUAAUGUGACAGGGUCACCAGUAACUACAUUUUUAGCUGCCAGUACAAACGAUGAUAAGAACUUGGAUGAAGUGAUAGACAUCAGAUAUGACUGCUGAGUUUUUCUCCCCUCACCUUUUUUCCCUCCCUUUUUUAAACAUUCUCUCCUGCCUUUGGUAGGGGGGUUGCUACAAUUUUGAAGGCAGCUAUGGUUCUGUUUAACUUGCCGGAGCUCCUGCAAAUAGAUCACUUGUAUCAAGUGUUUUUCAUUGCUAUGUUGUGUGUUAGUGUCUGGGAAAUAGUUUGAUGGUAAUUACAGAGUUACCCUGAAACUGUCUUUAGUUCUUAAAGCACCUCAUAGUUUCAGAUCAAAUGCUAAUGUAAAUGAUUUUUUAAAUACAAAAUGACUUUUUUUUUGGCAAACACUGACCUUGUACCAGUUCGUGCUUUGUGCUCAAUCAGAGAUUGAUGAAAUAUACAGAAAUAGUAUCUAGUCAGUCCAUCUUAGUUCUGCUAAUUUAUAAUGUAGCCAUAUUUAUUGUCAGACUUGAAGAAAAAAAUACCACUUUGCUCAUGCCAGAAAUAUCAAAAAAUGUAAACAAUUAUCUUAUACCAUAUUACUUGUGGACAGCAAAAUUAAUAAUACCUUAAAUUUCUCACCAAAAAUGAAAAAUAUAAGUUUCCAACUAAUAUAAAAUGGUCAAACCAAGCACUACUUUCUCUUUAUGUCUCUUAGAUUUCUCAAGUAUUUUACCUUCUGUUUUGAAAAUAAUUGUCAGAGUUCUUUUGUGAUGAAGCAGCUUCUUGGGAUAUUUUAAAUAUAUAUACAUUUUCAAACGUUUAGACAAAAGCUUGCAGUUUAAAAGCCAGCAAUAUGUUUCACAAUGUGUCAUACUAUUAAUAUUGAUCUUAAACUUACUGCUCAAUUGGUUAUUAGAAUAAAUGUUGUAUAUUUUGAUGGUAGAUUGGUAGGCUACAAUAUCAUUCUCAUGCCAAAGUUACCAAGACAUUAUUUUGCUGUGUGCAUUAUAAUUUAGCUGUUUCAAAACCCUGCUGCUGUUCCAGGCUAGUAUCUUGUACUGCUCUUACUCUGGAGCAUGCUUUAACACAUAGUGAUGAGGCACAGCAGGGCUUUGGCUGAAUGAAGUGCUGCACUUCAGCCAUGGCUGGAAUAGCAACGGUAUACCAAAGAUGGAACUGAUGUGGUUGGUAUGCAGUUAUACUUGGAUCCCAGAAGGGCUGCUCCAUCUCUUCCCUAACAUUUAAGAUUUCAUCUGCCUCAUCACUGAUUUAAAUUGUGAGAAGACACAAACUCGAAACUGGAAAAUAUAGUUUAAAUCAACUCUUUGUUGAAAUGUCUGUCAAGUACUAAUAUUCCUAAUUUUGAAUAAAAGAUGCGACUGACUAGAAAAGACUGGGCUUAAUCCAACUAGCUUCUUGCAUCAGUAGAAUAGAUUCUGUCAGUAGAACAGGGAGGGCAAACCUCCUCUACAGCCCAUAAUGGUAUUUCACAAUCGUUUCCCAGUGGUUGGAAGAUCAUUUGGGACAUAUUUUGGGAAGCUGCCGAGGAUAAAGAGGAGAAGAAAUCCUGUUAUGUGAGCAUAGGUCAGCUAACAUAGCAUUGGAUUUGCCCUCCAUGUCCUAAUCUGAAUCAGUAGUUGUUUUGAGAUUAGUAAUGUCACAUUUUCUGAAAGUCAUUAUAUUUGCCAUCUAAUUGUUCACUAAGUGUCAUUUAUAGUAAAUUAUGACAUCAUACACUUUGGAUUUGGCACAAAGCAUGUACAAUGGUGGGUACUAGGUCUGAAAAGUAAACAAAAGGUUUUGGCACCAAUUCAAUGAUGUCUCCUUUUUGUUCUGUAGUGUACCAUGGUGUCAUUUUAUGUGAAUGUGGUCAAAUAGCGUUUUGUUGGCUUUCAGGUUUGUUUUUCCCCUGUCUUUCUGUGGGUAGGACAGGGUGGGGGGGGUUAAAGCCAUAGGAAGAAGAAUGUGAUGUAAGUGUUCAGUAUGUAUUUUUUUGUUUCUGUUUUGCAAGAAGAGUUGAAAAUAUUUUUGAUAAUGAGAGUAAAUGGUGGAAAAUGC
Messenger RNA from Anolis sagrei ordinatus, 4233 nucleotides. It is a transcript of the gene MSL2, whose product is annotated as MSL complex subunit 2. Gene Ontology annotation, biological process: protein ubiquitination. Gene Ontology annotation, molecular function: ubiquitin protein ligase activity. Lineage: Eukaryota; Metazoa; Chordata; Lepidosauria; Squamata; Anolidae. The record is from RefSeq and is a predicted model, not a curated record. Gene Ontology annotation, cellular component: MSL complex.